AAUCACUAUCUUGAGUAUACCAUCGCCACAAUAUUUCAAACCCAACAUUUCUGUGUUCCUUAAUGGAUCUCUUGUGUAUCUGUCUCGUGCUCUCUGUAUUCUCGGGGACGUUCGGGGCCAUCCUACCGGUCACCGACUUUGCCCCUGUCAGUGUUGCCCCCGCUGGAUGUACAUGGAAUGGAACAUUCUAUAAGGAGGGAGCUUCCAUCCACAAAUCCCCGUGUGAGCCUUGCCAAUGCGGCCAUGACGGUCAUAUCUUCUGUGCCAUUGUCGAUUGUUUCUUCACGCCUUGCGUCGAUUCCGUUCAUGACCCAACAAAAUGCUGCCCUGUUUGUCCCAAUGGUCCAAACUGUCAACACAAGGACGGUACAAUAAUCAAGAAUGGUGAGACCUACAGGCCAGAUUCGCUGACAACGUGCCGUUGCCCUGACAACCAUUUCGGGUUCGGGGCCGCCAUAGCAGUGUGCGCCCACACCGCUCCGUUUGUGCAGCCCGGAAACCGCAAUAUCGAGUAGUAGAAUAUAAAAGACGAUAUAUACAUAUUUGUAAGACAUAUAUUUAUGCGGAUUAAAUUUCCAAUAAAUGAUACAUGAGAUUG
Molecule: messenger RNA, 598 nt
Organism: Dreissena polymorpha
Lineage: Eukaryota; Metazoa; Mollusca; Bivalvia; Myida; Dreissenidae
Product: von Willebrand factor C domain-containing protein 2-like
Exons: 3
Coding region: 63-515 (150 amino acids)
Biological process (GO): negative regulation of BMP signaling pathway
Cellular component (GO): AMPA glutamate receptor complex
Source: RefSeq, a predicted model, not a curated record